Calliphora vicina (urban bluebottle blowfly) is the source of this 723-nucleotide messenger RNA. RefSeq names its product putative nuclease HARBI1. The coding region runs from base 1 to 723 and encodes 240 amino acids. The record is from RefSeq and is a predicted model, not a curated record. The transcript has 3 exons. NCBI's taxonomy places the organism in Eukaryota, Metazoa, Arthropoda, Insecta, Diptera, Calliphoridae.
AUGUUCGCGCUAAUGGAUAUGUCGUCUUCUUCGGAUGAUGAAGACUCUUUGAGCAUCCUAGACAUGUCUGUUAAAAAAAACGAGCUUCGUUCUAACAUCAACAUUAUCAAUAUGCCAAAUAAUGAAUUUCUGAAGAAUUUUCGAAUGAACAAGGAGACAUUUUUAUAUAUUUUAGGCGAGAUAACACCCUAUCUAAAAGAAACUUACCGUGUGACAGCUAUAACAAAAGAAGCAAAACUGGCUACAACAAUACGGUUUUUUUCAACUGGAAGUUAUCAAAAAGGGAUUGGGAACGAGAUUAUAGCAUCUCUUUCACAGUCCAAGGUUAGUGAAGUAAUCACUGAAUGUUUAGCCGCUAUGGAAAAAUCGCUUUGUCCAAACUGGAUAAAGUUCAAUCUUACGGCCGAAGAGGAGAUGAACAGCAAAAUUCAAUUUCUUGAAAAAUUUGAUUUUCCGGGUGUAAUUGGCUGCGUCGAUGGGACGCAUGUUAGAAUAAAACCUCCAAAAGAAGAUGUGAAACAUCUUUAUUACAAUAGGAAAGGCUUUUAUAGUUUGAAUGUUAUGUUGGUGUGUGAUUCUAACCAAAUUAUUACAUUUGUGGACUCUCGACAUCCAGGUGCCAAUCAUGACGCAUUUAUUUGGUCUUCUAGUGUAGUAGAUGAGUAUUUGAAAACCUCAUAUUUGAAUGGUAAAUCCAACACAUGGCUUCUAGGUAUGUAUUAA